Molecule: messenger RNA, 3176 nt
Organism: Coffea arabica (coffee)
Lineage: Eukaryota; Viridiplantae; Streptophyta; Magnoliopsida; Gentianales; Rubiaceae
Product: G-type lectin S-receptor-like serine/threonine-protein kinase At4g27290
Biological process (GO): recognition of pollen; protein phosphorylation
Cellular component (GO): plasma membrane
Molecular function (GO): protein serine/threonine kinase activity; ATP binding
Source: RefSeq, a predicted model, not a curated record
UUUAUUUUGCUGGAAAUUACCUAAAGGUUCAACGUUCUGAAGCCUGCCUUCAUUUCGCCUAAGCCGAGUAAAUCAGUUUCCAAGUUUAGUUUCAUUGACUUCAUGCAUUAAAUGUGAAUUCUUCUUGGGUUUCCAUGGCAAGUAGUGUAUAUAAUAAUCACCCAGAGCGUAAUCUUUUAUUUAGCACAUUAGGUAGCAUUAAUCUUACAUUGAAAGUGACCAAAUGAAAGCCAGACUCCAAGGGUCUAAUCCAAGGAAGUCAGGGAAUUCUAGCGUCCAAAGACACUGCUUGAAAGGCAGAUGACUUGGUUUACAAUCUGCAAUUGUUAGUUUUGUGUCUUUCAUCUACUUGUUUGGGAGGAUUGAAGUAAAUACGGAGCACUGAAGCACAAAAAUGAGAAGCAUGAAGAAAUCGGUUGAAGGAUUUUCUUUGCUGUUUUUGCUUGGAAUCCUGUGUUUGACUCCGAAGAUUGCCAGUGUCACAGACACCUUGGCAUUAACUCAAUCCAUCAAAGAUGGUGAAACGAUGAUCUCUGCCGGCGGGAGCUUUGAACUUGGAUUUUUCAGCCCAAGCCAGUCGACUAAUAGAUACGUGGGUAUAUGGUACUACAACGAUGUAUCAAUCCAAACCGUGGUUUGGGUUGCCAACAGAGAAGUUCCACUAGUCAAUACAUCUGGUGUAUUGGAGGUUAUCAAGCCAGGACUUCUUGUUCUUCGCAAUGGUAAUAAUGACAUCAUAUGGUCGUCUUCUAAUUCAUCAAUUUCUGUACAGAAUCCAGUUGCACAGUUGCUAGACACCGGAAAUCUUGUAGUCAAAGAUGCAACUGAUGAUAAACCAGAGACAUUCCUGUGGCAGAGCUUCCAUCAUCCAACUGACACGUUUCUACCAGGGAUGAAGCUGGGUCGGAAUUUUGUUACUGGCCUGGAGGUUCACGUCUCAGCGUGGAAGAGUUACGAGGAUCCAGCUCCGGGACAAUAUACAUAUAGUUGUGAUCCUAGCGGAUAUCCACAAAAUUCCGUGAAAAAGGGAUCUGUUUUGCAGUACCGCACUGGACCAUGGAACGGGCAAGGAUUUAGUGGAGUGCGAGGCUUGAGAAAAAAUCCCAUAUUCUCCUAUGAAGUAGUUCUCAAUAGCCAGGAGGUUUACUAUAGUUACAAGCUCCUCAGCUCCACUAUUACAAGGUUUACCUUGAGUCAAAGUGGUGUGGGACAGCGCUGGACGUGGGAUAAUGUAACUCAAAGUUGGACAUUAUACCUGUCCGCGCCAACAGAUAACUGUGACAGUUAUGGAUUAUGUGGCGCUUAUGGAGUUUGCGACGUUGGGAAUUCUGCUACAUGUGGAUGUCUAGACAAAUUUGAACCAAAGUAUCCGGAGAGAUGGGCUGAGGGGUAUUGGUCAAGUGGCUGCAAUCGCAAGAUACAGCUGGAUUGUCACAAGGGAGAUGUAUUUGUGAAGUAUUCUGGCUUUAAACUACCAGAUACACAUAACUCAUCAUAUGAUAGGAACAUAUCACUCGAGGAAUGCAGAACCGUAUGCUUGGAGAACUGCUUUUGUACAGCUUAUUCAAGUUUAGACAUAAGCAAUGGAGGAAGUGGAAGUGGGUGUUUGCUCUGGUUUGGAGAUUUAAUUGACCUGAGAGUCAUAAAUGAUGCUGGGCAAGAUAUUUACAUUAGGAUGGCUUCUUCCGAGUUCGUCUCCUUGAAUGGAUCGAAUGGAAAGAAAAGAGUAUUUGUCAUAAGUUUGUCACUAUCUCUUGGUGUGGUUCUAUUGGCCUUCAGCUUCAUUUUGUUUCUUCAGAUAAGGAAAAAGAGAUAUCCAAAGCUGGGAAAACGAGAAAUUCCAGGACAUAUCCUUGACAGGGAUCACACAAACCAUGAGAAAGAUUUCGAGCUGCCUCUUUUUGAGUUGUCUACGAUAAUUAAAGCCACCAAUAACUUCUCAGACGGUAACGAGCUUGGGCAGGGUGGCUUUGGACUUGUUUACAAGGGUCUCCUAGAGGAGGGACAGGAAGUUGCUAUCAAGCGACUUUCAAAAACAUCUGCGCAAGGACCAGAUGAAUUCAAGACAGAAGUCAUAUGCAUCGCCAAACUUCAGCAUCGGAAUCUUGUGAGGCUUCUUGGCUGUUGCAUUGAAGAAGCUGAAAAGAUCCUGAUCUAUGAAUACAUGGCCAACAAAAGCCUGGAUUUGUUUAUAUUUGAUCGAGAAAACAGCAAGGUACUUGAUUGGCCUAAGCGCUUCAGCAUUAUCCAAGGCAUUGGUCGUGGAAUUCUCUACCUUCAUCAAGAUUCCCGGCUUCGAAUCAUACACAGGGAUAUCAAAGCAUCCAAUAUUUUGUUGGAUGCUGAUAUGAACCCCAAAAUAUCAGACUUUGGAACAGCUAGAAGUUUUGGAGGGAAUGAGACAGAGGCCAACACCUGCCGCAUAGUUGGAACACAUGGCUACAUGUCUCCAGAAUAUGCAGGAGAUGGGCUCUUCUCAGUAAAAUCAGAUGUAUAUAGCUUUGGAGUCCUAGUACUAGAGACCAUCAGCGGUAAGAGAAACAGACCAUUUCUCCAUCAAGGCUGCCACCUCAACCUUCUUGGACAUGCAUGGAAGCUUUACAAAGAAGGAAGGGAACUGGAAUUAGUCAACUCGCACAUAGUCAACUCGUGUCAUCCAUUGGAAGUGCUUCGAUCAAUUCAUGUAGGGCUGCUAUGUGUUCAACAAUGUCCAGAUGAUAGGCCUGACAUGUCUACAGUGAUUUUCAUGUUAGGAAAUGAAGUAGUUCUGCCUGAAGCUAAACAGCCUGGGUUUUUCUUAGAAAGCAAUAUAGUAGUCAAUGCUGAAAUGAGCAUCACACUACUCGAAGCAAGAUGAGGAGUAAAUCGCAUCAGAUACUUCUCAUAAGGUUCUCUGAACUCAUAUUCAUAAAGCGACUAUUCAUGCUUGCAAUCAUUGGACAAAAUCUGCUUUACUUUGUUUUUGUGUGUACUUGUACAAGGUCUGUACAUUACCAAGUCUUCGAAAGGAAAGACAGUACAAGGCACCCUCAUCAUUUUUCUUGUUACCAAAGCAUACAUGAAGCAACAAAAUUUUUGCAGAAUGCUUCAACUAUUAGUGAUGGAUUGUACUCUUUUGUUUUGUCCUUCAGCUGCAUUCUAAGAAAAUGAUAUACCAUUGUACGAUUAAAAGCUUC